Molecule: messenger RNA, 1300 nt
Organism: Perca fluviatilis (European perch)
Lineage: Eukaryota; Metazoa; Chordata; Actinopteri; Perciformes; Percidae
Product: E3 ubiquitin-protein ligase TRIM7-like
Exons: 2
Coding region: 41-1222 (393 amino acids)
Source: RefSeq, a predicted model, not a curated record
AGUGAAAGUAUGUCAAGCCUCCGUUUCUCUCAAAAGAAACAUGUUCAGAGGGUGGAACCUGAGAGGUGGAGCAACAGUGAAAGAGGAGAGCUGCAACGUCAUAUUUCCUAAUAAUACAAAUAAAAGUUUGAGUAACGGCAGAGCUGCACACAAGGCAAAUCUCUCGGUUUCUCUCAAAAGAAACAUUCAACUGAGUCCAGCAGCUUUUUCACAACAACAGCAGAGUCUCUGCAAACACUGUCUUCGUCCUCAGAGUGUCGAUAUGUCUGCUGCCAGCUGUCUGCUGACUGAAGAUCAGCUUCUGUGCUCCAUCUGUCUGGUCGUGUUCACUGAUCCAGUCACCAUACCAUGUGGACACAACUUCUGUAAAGCCUGCAUCACUGAUCACUGGGGUAUUAAUGUUCCCUAUCAGUGUCCCAACUGUAGAGAGCCUUUCAAAACGAAACCUGAGCUGAAGGUCAAUACUGUCAUCUCGGAGAUGGCUGCUAAGUUCAGACAGUCAACUCGUGACGUCUACUCAGGAGCCAAAGGAAGGACGUGGAUGUUCUUCCUGGUGUGUCUGAUUUGUGUCUUCAUGGCCCAGAUGGUUAUAGACCAAAAUAAACAUCUUGUUGGUCCUCUGAAAGAAGAAUAUGAAGCAAAGAAAGCUGAGCUGUGGAAGACAGGGGCUGAAAUUCUGCAGAUGAUACAGAAGAGACGACUGAAGAUUCAGGAGAUCAAACACUCAAUGGAGCUCAGUGAUGAAGAUGCUGACAGAGAGAUAUCAGAAGGUGUUCAGAUCUUCACUGCUCUGAAGGAGUCUGUUGAGAGAAGCCAAGCCGAGUUCCUCCAGACAAUCAAAGAGAAGCAGAGAACGACAGAGAAACCAGCUCAACGCUUCAUCAAAGAGCUUGAACAGGAAAUCUCUGAUCUGCAGAAGAUAAGCACUGAGGUGGAGCAGCUCUUACAGUCUGAAGACCACCUCCACCUACUCCAGAGCUUCAACUCCCUGAACGCUCUUCCACCCACCAAGGACUGGACAGUAGUCAACGUCCGUCCACCUUCAUAUGAGGGGAUUGUGUUGAGAGCUGUGACUCACCUAGAGGAGACGCUCAGUGAACACAUGAAGAAGCUGUUUCAUGUCGAGCUGAAGAGGGUCCAGCAGUCUGCAGUGGAUGUGACUCUUGAUCCUGACACAGCAAAUCUCAUCCUGUCUGAUGAUGGAAAACAAGUACAUGUGUAGUUCAUUUACAGUACUCUAAUCACUGAGAAGUAUAAUUGCUAAAAGUGUUUUAGGUUAGAAACAGCAGUGUGUAUCUGG